Messenger RNA from Anopheles darlingi, 1540 nucleotides. RefSeq names its product nuclear inhibitor of protein phosphatase 1 (gene NiPp1). Gene Ontology annotation, molecular function: mRNA binding; protein binding; protein serine/threonine phosphatase inhibitor activity. Bases 120 to 1397 code for a protein of 425 amino acids. The record is from RefSeq and is a predicted model, not a curated record. Gene Ontology annotation, cellular component: nuclear speck. The transcript is spliced from 5 exons. Lineage: Eukaryota; Metazoa; Arthropoda; Insecta; Diptera; Culicidae.
CCCUGAGAAAAUAAAUACCGCGGUUCGUUUCGGUAGAAAUUUUCCGGGAUUUUUAGAGGGUUCUACCGAAUUUUUAGAGUUUCUGUGGCACCCACCGACCCAACGGAAGUGCGUAGCGGAUGUCCAAUCACUAUGAUAUUCCCUCCUGGGCCGGGAAGCCGCCUUCGGGGCUACACCUGGAUGUGAUGAAAGAGGACAAGCUGAUCCAGAAGCUUAUGAUCGACGAAAAGCGGUGCUAUCUGUUCGGCCGGAAUCCACAGAUCAACGAUUUCUGCAUCGAUCACGCUUCCUGCUCGCGAGUCCAUGCCGCGUUCGUGUACCACAAGCACCUGCACAUCGCCUACCUGGUGGAUCUGGGCAGCACCCACGGCACAUUCAUAGGCUCGGUGCGGCUGGAAGGACACAAGCCCACACAGCUCCAGAUCAACAGCCAGUUCAGCUUCGGGGCUUCCACACGCCACUACAUUCUUCGCGAGCGACCGACCGUCGGAUCGCGCACCAACAUCAUGGAGGACAUCCCGAUGAUGGAUACCAGCGAUGGCACUUUUCUAGGGCUUCCAGAGAGCCAAACUGAGUUGGAUAAUCUCACAGAGUACAAUACGGCACAUAAUCGGCGCAUAUCGAUGUUGGGCAUUGCGGAUGAUAGUGGCGCCGGUGCUGGUGGGCCCGGGGGACCGGGUGGUGGCCCAGGUAGUAAUAAUGGUGGGGCAUACAAAGCCAAAAAUAAGAAACGCAAACGCAAAGGUGUCGCGUUUAACGAGGAUGAAAUCAUUAUCAAUCCCGAGGAUAUUGAUCCCUCGAUCGGACGCUUCCGUAACCUGAUCCAGUCGACGGUGGUGCCCGUUUCGGCGAAACGUGCCAAAAUGGAAGGGCUGAACAGUAUGGGCAUCAUCACGUCGCCCCCUACCAAUGCCAGUAAGGCGGUCGGUUUUCAUCUACAUCCGCACCACCAUCAGUUAGGUGGCCAGCAGCACCACGGUCAACAGCAGUCCGGUAGCUUUGUUUCAUCCAGCCUCUACCAUGGUAUCGAUCCCGUCGACGGACAUGGUGGCGAUACGGUGGGCACUGGUCACGAUGGGCGCGGUGGUUUCGGGAACUUCGAUAUGGACACAACCUCGAGCGGCCUCACGACGAAGCUCGGCAUAAUGCUACCCAAUCCAGCGCCCGAUGUCAAUCCGACACCGAUGAGUCUCUCGGAAACGGCCAUCGCUUCUACAGCCCACGUGUUUGCCACACCCGGCACCAUCGCAUCCGGUGGAGGCGCACCAACCGGCAACAACAGCAACGCAGCCAACAUAAGCGAUAACCCAAGCGAAAUGUCCGAUGAACCGAAGAAAAAGAAGUAUGCAAAGGAACAGUGGCCAGGACGGAAACCGCUCGGUUUGGGUAGCUUUUAACGUUAGCUUGUAGUGCUCGACUCUGUGUUUGUAUGUGUGUAUGUGUGUUUGUGCACGUGUUGCUCAAUUCAAGCCCCCCUCCCUCCCCUCCCCAUCAAUACACGAAACGGGUGGCCCCAGUCACCCGGGAAUAAACUGCGUUU